CGUCACAUCCUCUGUAUCUUCUUGUUCGCUCCGAGACUCAAAGUGCGCAAAGACGAGGAACAUAUUCGACGUGCAGCUGCUGCUGAUGUCGGUACAUGAGCGGAUCAGCGCUGCCGCUGAAGACUUUCUGCUGCAGGUGGAGAAAGGAGGAGAAACGGCUCAAGUCCCGGCGCUGAGAGCGAUGCUAACCGAGCGGCUAACGGCGGCUGCUGAGGAGAUCGUCUCAAUGUUUGAGGAAACUGUGGCGGUGUAUGAAGACAGAAUGGAGCGGUUAGAUUGGUCAGAGCAGGAGAUCUACCGCCGGAGGAGGCUGCUGGAUGCUGUGAUGAAGCCCGAACUCCAGCUGCACAGAGUCGUGUGUCCUGCAGACGUACAGCAGCUGAUGGUGAAUAAAGAAGAGGUUCUCCCUGUGCAGCAGCAGUGGAGCCACCUUGUGGACCAGGAGGACCCAGAGCCCCCCCACAUUAAAGAGGAACAGGAGGACCCAUGGACCAAUCAGGAUGGGGAGCAGCUUCAACAACUUGAGCAGGCUGAUAUCAAGUUCACAUUGACUGCUGUCACUGUGAAGAGUGAAGAAGAUGAAGAGAAACCUCAGUUGUCACAGCUUCAUCAGAGUCAGACUGAGGAGAACAGAGCGAAUUGUGGAGGACCAGUACCAGCCAGGAUCUCAGGUCCUGAUGGACUGUUACAACCAGGUUCUGAGGACAAGACUGUAGACAGUGAAGAUGAUUGGAUGCAGACCAGGGAACCUCAGUCUGGUUUAAAUACAAAAAGUAACAAACAGUCUCAAAGUGAUAAGAAAUGUAUAACUGCUAAGAAAGCAUUUAGUUGCUCUGAGUGUGGUAAAACAUUUAGACAAAAGGGGGAUCUAACUGUACAUAUGAGGAUUCAUACAGGAGAGAAACCAUUUAGUUGCUUUGAGUGUGGUAAAAUAUUUAGAAGAAAGUGCCAUCUAACUUUACAUAUGAGGAUUCAUACAGGAGAGAAAGCAUUUAGUUGCUCUGAGUGUGGUCAAACAUUUAGACAAAAGGGGUCUCUAACUUCACAUAUGAGGAUUCAUACAGGAGAGAAAGCAUUUAGUUGCUCUGAGUGUGGUCAAACAUUUAGACAAAAGGGGUCUCUAACUUCACAUAUGAGGAUUCAUACAGGAGAGAAACCAUUUAGUUGCUCUGAGUGUGGUAAAACAUUUAGCCGAAAGCUCAGUCUAACUGAACAUUUGAAGAUUCAUACAGGAGAGAAAUCAUUUACUUGCUCUGUGUGUGGUAAAAGAUUUGCCCACACUGGUUCUCUAACUUUACAUCUGAGGAUUCAUACAGGAGAGAAACCAUUUAGUUGCUCUGAGUGUGGCAAAACAUUUAGACAAAGGAGCCAUUUAACUAGACAUAUGAAGAUUCAUACAGGAGAGAAACCAUUUACUUGCUCUGAGUGUGGUAAAAGAUUUAGACAAAAGAGCCAUAUGAGUAUUCAUAUGAGUAUUCAUACAGGAGAGAAACCAUUUAGCUGCUCUGAGUGUGGUAAAACAUUUAGACAAAAUUGGAGUCUAACUUCACAUAUGAGGAUUCAUACAGGAGAGAAACCAUUUAGUUGCUCUGUAUGUGGUAAAAGAUUUGCCCACACUGGUUCUCUAACUUUACAUAUGAGAAAUCAUACAGGAGAGAAUCCAUUUAGUUGCUCUGAGUGUGGUAAAAGAUUUAGACAAAAGAGCCAUUUAACUGGACAUAUGAGGAUUCAUACAGGAGAGAAACCAUUUAGUUGCUCUGUGUGUGGUAAAAGAUUUUCCCAGAAUGGUUCGCUAACUUUACAUAUGAGGAUUCAUACAGGAGAGAAACCAAAAGCAUUUAGUUGCUCUGAGUGUGGUAAAACAUUUAGACAAAAGGGGGAUCUAACUGUACAUAUGAGGAUUCAUACAGGAGAGAAACCAUUUAGUUGCUUUGAGUGUGGUAAAAUAUUUAGAAGAAAGUGCCAUCUAACUUUACAUAUGAGGAUUCAUACAGGAGAGAAAGCAUUUAGUUGCUCUGAGUGUGGUCAAACAUUUAGACAAAAGGGGUCUCUAACUUCACAUAUGAGGAUUCAUACAGGAGAGAAAGCAUUUAGUUGCUCUGAGUGUGGUCAAACAUUUAGACAAAAGGGGUCUCUAACUUCACAUAUGAGGAUUCAUACAGGAGAGAAACCAUUUAGUUGCUCUGAGUGUGGUAAAACAUUUAGCCGAAAGCUCAGUCUAACUGAACAUUUGAAGAUUCAUACAGGAGAGAAAUCAUUUACUUGCUCUGUGUGUGGUAAAAGAUUUGCCCACACUGGUUCUCUAACUUUACAUCUGAGGAUUCAUACAGGAGAGAAACAAUUUAGUUGCUCUGAGUGUGGCAAAACAUUUAGACAAAGGAGCCAUUUAACUAGACAUAUGAAGAUUCAUACAGGAGAGAAACCAUUUACUUGCUCUGAGUGUGGUAAAAGAUUUAGACAAAAGAGCCAUUUAACUGGACAUAUGAAGAUUCAUACAGGAGAGAAAUCAUUUACUUGCUCCUAGCGUGGGAAAUAUUUAGAUUAAUAGGUAAUCUAACUGCACAUGACCAGUCAAACAGGAGAGAAUGAAUUUACCUGCUCUGUGUGCUUAAAGAUUGAAGUUGCAUCGUUUGUAACAAACAUUUCUUUCAGAUUAGUCAGCAACUACUAAUAUUGUACAUAUUAAUAGGUCAUUAUUAUACACAUUAAUAGAGAAAUUUGAAUCCCCUUUAACCUGUCUUUAAAUGUUUUC
This is a messenger RNA of Platichthys flesus (European flounder), 2752 nucleotides long. RefSeq names its product zinc finger protein 260-like. The transcript has 4 exons. The coding region runs from base 86 to 2524 and encodes 812 amino acids. Lineage: Eukaryota; Metazoa; Chordata; Actinopteri; Pleuronectiformes; Pleuronectidae. Gene Ontology annotation, biological process: regulation of immune system process; negative regulation of transcription by RNA polymerase II; regulation of cytokine production. The record is from RefSeq and is a predicted model, not a curated record.